AUGAAUGGGCCACCGGUGGUCCAUGGAAAUGGUAAUUAUAAUUCCAGUGUGAUGAGUGAGAAUGCAGAUUACUCCACAAGAUAUCAGUGCAUAGAGUGUUUGAGAGUUCUUGAUACAAGAGAGGAGUAUUUCCGACACUUCAGUGCUGAACAUCGAUCAGCUUGUAUUCAGGAAAACUAUUAUCGAUGUUUUGGUUCGUGUAAACGUCUUUUUCCCAAUAUUGAUAUUUUUCGAGAACAUUUAUCAGUUUGUCAGCAUGCACAAACAAUUUUUCGGUCAACAUUUGGAUAUUCCUAUACUUAUAGUAAUGAUAAUAAUGACAAUAAUAAUAAUCAUGGUAAUAAGGAUAUACUUAAUUUAUUGGACCCAGAGCAUACAGAUGACAACCAACAAGCACAAGCACAACAGCAACAGUCUGUCAGAACCUACUCAUCAUGUGAGAAUAAUGCAUCUUCUUCGUCUGCUUCGUGUGCUUCUAGUUAUGGGAGGAUGAGUAAUAAUGCAUCAGUAAUAUUUGAUCGAAAAUUAUGCUUCUGUGCAUACUGUGGUAUUGGACCAAGGAGAAAUACAGCGGUGACUGGUGGUGGUAUUCAUCCUUCGUCUACAGAGAUAAUAACAACAACAGCAACGACAACAAGAACAACAACUACUACUAUGACUUCAACUUCUUAUUCCUUGUGUAUGGAUCAUCCACAUGCACAGAUGACUUCUGAUUCAUUAUUGCUGCCUGCAGAAUCAAAUGUAUCAGACGAAGUGACACCAAGAGGAAACAACGAAAUCAAUCUAGUACUUCAAAAUCAAGAAUCAGUAGCAGACAAUGGUUCUAGUUCCGACUGUUCUCAACAGCUACUGCAACAACAACAACAACAUCAACUACAAGAAUCUCCUAGUAACUGUGAUACAACUCCAUUCACUGCUCGAUACUUUACAGAUCUGAUAAAUUUACACAAUCAUGAAAGAGAUUCUCACUUUUUCGACAGUCGUAAACUGAUUGCUUGUCCUUGGUGUCACAAGCAAUUGACAUUUUCUAAAAAAGAUAAUGCUAAUGUGACUUAUGAACACUUAUUAUCACAUGUUCAUGAACACUAG
Trichobilharzia regenti is the source of this 1089-nucleotide messenger RNA. The record is from the annotation of a GenBank genome assembly. Lineage: Eukaryota; Metazoa; Platyhelminthes; Trematoda; Strigeidida; Schistosomatidae.